AUGGGAGUUCAUUUAGGGUAUGAAGAUCUUAAAAAAUUACCAUCAAAAUUGAUGUAUACUAUUUUCGAUAAAGGAGAAGAUAAUUGUGAGAACGCUUCUUUUUGGAGUGUUUCAGAGUCUCUCCUAAAAACGUACAAGUUACCUAUUAAUGUUUGUGACAAAAUACUUAAAGGCUUAUGUUAUGCAUAUAAAAGUAAUGAGAGAAAAGCAUUUAAUUUAGAUGAUUGUGAUUACCUGUACUUUUGGUUAUGUGAUGUAUUACAUAAUAAUUUAUCAGAUCGUAGGACAUUUAGUACUGUUGCAGAUAUACUUAUAUUUUUUCUAAAAAGUAAAAAUUUUACUGACAUAUGUAAAAAAGAUAAGUAUAAUAUCAAUCAAGGAAAUUUUAGGGAAAUUAAGCUAUUGUUUGAUUUUUCGAAAGAUUAUGAUAAGCUUAGAGAGUAUGAUCCUAAGCCCAAUAAGUUUUGUAGCGAUUCUUUUAAUUUAUAUCUUAGUGAAUAUAUUUUAAAUUAUUACCAGUGCAGAAACAAGUGUACCGAUUCAGGUAAUGAGGGUGCGACUUGUUUUGCUUUUAGUAAAUACAUUAAAGAUAAAGUAAAAAUGAACAUAGGUGAAUGGAGAUGUAAUUCAGAAAAAGAUCAAUCUAGUUUAGUAUCACUAGAAAUAAAUCAUGAAGAUCAGGAAAAACCAAGUGAAUCUAAGAAAACGCAAAGAACACAGCCAGAAUCUAAUGUGUUUAUGGGUGUACAUGAGGUAGGAGGGGAAAAAAAUACACAGGAAGAAACAAUUCGUAGAGUGUCAGAAGGCGAUGCAAUUGUAGUAGAACAGAAAAAAUUGAUAGACAAAGAUAACGAUAUACAUAAAAUUGAGGAAGAACAAGAUUUCACAAGCAAAAUUUCAACAAAUUAUUAUGCCCAUAUUGGACCUUCAGAAUUUAAAACCUUUUCUGACUUUCCAAAUAAUUAUUCAGAUUUUGCAUCUCCCAAAUAUAUGACCAUUGCACCUUUAGUUAUAGGAAUCACAGUUUUUUCUAUUAUAUUGUGCAAAGUAAUUAUUGAUGUAUAUAAAAAAGUAAAUUUUAUUCCAGUUGUGUAUUGGUUAAAAAAAUCUCUAUUAGGAAAAUCUAAAAGAAAACAUAACAUUAUAAUGGAUAGGAAUAUAAUAAAAGAUUAUACGAUUUCUGAAGUUUUAGAUUCACCUAGAAGAUUUAAUGUAACAUAUAAUAAUAUAUAA
This is a messenger RNA of Plasmodium gonderi, 1233 nucleotides long. RefSeq names its product variable surface protein. NCBI's taxonomy places the organism in Eukaryota, Apicomplexa, Aconoidasida, Haemosporida, Plasmodiidae. The transcript is spliced from 3 exons. The coding region runs from base 1 to 1233 and encodes 410 amino acids. The record is from RefSeq and is a predicted model, not a curated record.